GUUAGAAAUAUAGCCGCUCAUGGCUCUGUAAGUAGCCGUCUUUCUCAGAGUCUUACGGAGGAAGAUAUCCCCGGAGCAUCGCUUCAGGGAAGAAAUGCGACUGCUCUUAAAACAGAUGAACUUCGCUUUUGGUUAAACUGUCGUGGCGAUCCAGCAAAGGGGUUAAAAAAAAGGCACAAUUGGCGAAAAGGUAAGUACAGUAUUUGUCAGUGGUGCGUGAUACUUUUUAGCGGGGCUAAAAAAUGUUAUGUUUUUUAUUUCUAAUUUAAUGAAGUCGAGCGUAGUUUAUGCGGCUAUUUUGUUUACGCACGUUUGUAAGAUUUGAGACAAUGAUCUGACCGAGUAUCAGGUUUAUAUAAGCUUACAGAUCUUUUUUCUCACCGCAAAUAGAAAGAACACGUUCCAAAGAAUUUUUAGUUAUAAUUCUGGCUGUAAAAGAAGCUUUGAGCGAUUUUCUUGCCUCGAGUUUGUCUUUGAAAAAAGCAAACACCGGGAAGCCGGCUUAAAACAAAACUUCAGCUUUAAGCUCGAAGACUCAGGAUUUUUAGAGACACUUUAAUACUUGUCUUCCUGAAUGAAAAUUGUCGUCUCUGUUUAUGUUUCACCGAAUUUUAUUUCUUUUAUUGAUUAUUAGUAGUCUCUCUUGUAAUUUUAAUCGCUGUGCCGAUUGUUUUCAGUCGUUCAGUGAACAACGCUUCCCAGAGUACUCAAAAUGCCGCGCGUUAAACCAUUUUAAAAUAAAAAAUAAACAUAAUAAAUUCUUUAUUAUAUUGGAGCUUAACUGUGUUAAUGUUCUUUCAAACACUCGCCACAGCUAGCACUGCAAAAGUCAGAACCGGCUGGCCGUAUAGGUGAUUUUGGAAAUUUUUUUAACGGUUUAGCUAAAGCCCACGCGUGCUUUGAUCGUCCUGAAUAUUGAAUGAUAGCAAUUUGUAUUGCAAAACUGUCAAAUACUGCAUUUUGUUGUCCGAGGUCUGUAUGAUAAAAAAGUGCCUCAUAGUACCGUUUCACCUCAGAUGUGACGUAUAAAUGAUAUAUAAGGUUGGUUUACACGAACCCAGAUUUGUUGGCAAUAUUUUGUAAAGUAAACUUGUCGAACGCAGAAAAUUCGGCCGGAACUUUUUUCCAGGCCUAAUUAACCUACGGUGAUCAAGAGCCAUUAUGGCUCUUUAAAAAUGUGAUCGAAGACGAGUGCCAGUUUUUGGGUGUACAUAUGAGGCCAUCAACUCGAUGUAAGAUUUGGUUCACUCUGGGAUUGUUUGCAAAUUAUUUUUGUCUAAAAUCACUUAGCCUUUCCCUGAAAAGUCACACGAAUGUGCCCUAAAGUUAACUGAAUUGUGGAAUACAAGUUUAUUGUUUGAUUUAAAUUAUAAACUUAUUAAUGGGAGCCUCGCUUUUAGCCCUGGCUAAAUCUAUAUAUUAGAAUUAAAAGAGACUUUGAUAUUGUAAAUGGAAAUCAAAAGAUUUAGGAGUUAUUUUCUCGAUGAAAUGUUUUUAAAAAUGUAAUGAUUAAUAGUAUUGUUUUUCUACUUUUCAUUUUGAAGAGUUCUUGAAUAUGUUGCGUCUGAUCGUGAUAAAGAUGUUGUGGAUCCCGAUAAAAAUCUGAUAUACACGCGUCGAAAGGCGACACAAGAACAACUCGCUCAAAGUGAUGCGAUGCCUGAGGAAAGUACUGUUAAAUUUCCAUCAGCCGGAUAGUCUACAAGUUUGCAACGAAUGCCAUUAUUCACAAGGGCAGAGAUGGAUUUACAUAUUUCUAAAUCUGGAAAAAACUUUGACAGAAAUAAACAGAACCAUGCUGUUCCAACAAGCAUGAAAAAGGCAAAAACAUUUCUUGAUGAUGAAUACCUGAAAGACUUAACUUGCGCAAGUGAUGACCAAUAUUUCUAUUUCAAAUGCUUGUGUUACCAUAGCUUUAAAAAAAAUGAGCCACCCCACAAAUUACAAGUUGCACUUUGUUUAGUGAGUGGAGUUGUUAAAUAUGCUUCGUGUACAUGUGUAGCAGGAUCUGUUGGUUUUUGCAAUCAUGUGCUUGCUGUUAUGAUGAAACUCUGUAAGUUCAGCUUGUAUUGUUGUCAAGAUAUUAAGGACUUGGAAAAUGAAUCUGAUAUGACACAAGUUAAGGCAUGCACUUCAAGUUUACAACUAUGGCACAGGCCUGUAAGAGGAGAUAAAAUCAAGCCCCAACCUGUCAUGGAACUUGAGGUCAAAAAGUCGAAUAUAGACACAGAGUAUAACCCUGAUAGUGGAGUAAGGUGCUUGUUGCAUGAAGCUAGGAAAAAUUUGGGUACACAGGCAUCUGAUGAAGCUUUGUUAAAAAACAAGCUUCAAGAGAUCAACCCUAAGUUUGCCUUGUCUCAAAUUAUGUCUACUGGUGGUACCAACUUACAGGAAACAAAAUUUGGAAAAUGUCCAAGUGGCUCAUAUGCAAGUUACCAGUUACAGUUCACAGAGUCUAAUUUUCAAGUUUUCUGUAAUAUUGACUCAGUGCCUAGAGUGGACUCUAAUGAUGAACAAAAUGUUAUUUCUGUAUAUCCUCCAUUUCCUUUGCAACAAUCUGAGCAGUAUAAAAAGCCAGAUGAUUUAAGCCGCAACCAGGAAGCACUCCUGGAUCAUUUGAUUGUUGAUGAGGCAAAGCUUUAA
Porites evermanni is the source of this 2643-nucleotide messenger RNA. The record is from the annotation of a GenBank genome assembly. NCBI's taxonomy places the organism in Eukaryota, Metazoa, Cnidaria, Anthozoa, Scleractinia, Poritidae.